Molecule: messenger RNA, 2154 nt
Organism: Teleopsis dalmanni
Lineage: Eukaryota; Metazoa; Arthropoda; Insecta; Diptera; Diopsidae
Product: flocculation protein FLO11-like
Exons: 5
Coding region: 219-2000 (593 amino acids)
Cellular component (GO): sarcolemma; dystrophin-associated glycoprotein complex
Source: RefSeq, a predicted model, not a curated record
UUUAAUUUCAGCAGUUACAUCAUGAUAACUUAUUGGAUUAGCUCAGUAUUACCAUAGUGGGUAUUGAGAUAUUUAUAUACUUCACAGCAACAGUUACCGAAUAAAUAACGACGAAAAACAAAAGCUCGAUAACUUAACGAACACGUUGCACUCAAAAUAUACAAGAUAGUGAUAAUACAAAGUACACAGAGAAUUUCCAUUAAAAUAUAGACUAUAUAAUGGAAGUGUAUGACGACAGGCCAGUAAGCGUCUAUGAUAAUCUCAGCAUGCCCGCAACAGUUAACACGAAUACAGCAAAACUUAAACCGCAAAUAAUACCAACAACGUCAUCGACAUCUGCAUCAUCAACAGCAGCCACAGCAGCGCUGAAUGGAACAGAUCCCCACUCUCCACUAUACACCGAAAUAUCAUUUAAGUUCAGCGAUAAUAAUAAACAACAUCAACAACAACAAAAACAGCCUAUAAUUCCAAAUGGCAAUCGAAGCUCCAAUCACAGUCAACAACAACAAAUUACCAGUCAGUUGAACUCCCCCUGCUACGCCACACCACACAAAUUACCACCGAACAACACAACCGCACAAGCAUUACCCGUUGCAAACACAAUAGCUGCGAACGUAAGUCCAGUGCAAAGACCGCUUAGUCAACAUUCGCAAUCGGAACUAAACGAAGCCAGUCACAGUAUAGCCGCAGUGAAAGCCGCUCUGAACGAUGCUAAAUCAAAAUUCUUUGGUUUAAAUGGUUACGCGCCAGACACUACAGAUUUAAAUAACGAAUCUCAAUUGCACAAGUUACUGCCAAACGUUAAUGAAUCUUACCAGCCAAAAGUACAAAUUAUCACACCAUCACCGCCACCCAAACCACAGCCGAAGUAUCAAAAUAUACCCGAAAACAGCGCGAUAUUCCGUAAUCAACCGCCGGAAUUGCCUCCGAAACCAAGUGAAUGGCAGACCAAUAAAUCAAAUACCAGCAAUAGUCCAGUGUUCCGUGCCACAACGCCGUCUCCAGCUGCAUCGUCGUCGAACUCUUCCCCAGGCUCCCAAAUGGCUCCACACAAAUCUUCCGCAUUGGCUGCUUCAACUCCUUUGCCAACACCUGCACCAAUCCAACAGCCGUCUAAAGGCAACUUACCGCACAGCGCCGCAUAUAAGCAAGUUCCGCUGAGUGACAUCGACAAUUCGCAGCCGUCGCAGGCUGUUUAUAUGAGCACAACGGUUCCACAAAAUAUCAAAGGAAGUAAAAUCGCUGGACGGCACACACCUACGAGAAAUAGUUUAAGGCACAGUAGAAUGCUUGUCGUCAACAAUAAAACUCAGCAAGGUGUUCAACAUCCAAAUCCAAUGAACUUUAAAUUUCCAAAUCUGGUUCGCUGGCUUUUGAUAUUGGAAAUUUUAAUUGGUUUAUUCGUAACAUUCCUCUCGAUUUGGGUGUUCUUUUUGACACCAAAUACGGCAAUACAAGAUAAUCCAUAUUGGAGUGGUUUAGCUCUACUACUUGCCGGUAUUCUUGGACUUGUGCUUGUACGUUAUAAGCGUAUAAAACGCAACAAGUUACGUGAAAAUUGCUUUAUUUUUCUGCGUGCCGAUUUAUAUAUCUUGUCAUUGCUGGCGGUGCUACUAUGUAUACUGGCCGUGAUUUGUGCCUCAAUGCACUAUGCGCGCCUUACUGCUUCUGACACUAAAUGUGAAGCCACACUUAUACUCCAGGAAGAAGGCUCAUGCACAUGUACAUUCCAUGCCGAUGAUGAGGCAUUAUCUGCAGUUAAUGCAGUAUCAAAUAAUGAAAGUGCGGUGCCUGAAACUGUUGAGAAUCGUAGUUAUAAAGUAGAAUAUAGAGAAUUGAGUUGUGACGAAGUCAGAGGCAAAUGGACUACGAUACUGGGACUUUCAAUUGCUUCUAAUACACUUGGGUUUAUAAUUGCAUUGGCUCUUAUCUUACUGCUUGCCUGUUACAGACAUAAUUCAAAACGUAUUUAUGCGUCCGUCCACACAAGUACCUUUUAACACAAUAACCAUUUUAUUUUAACAUGUUUUGUAUGUAAUGUAUUUGUAAUUUUUUUAGUAUUAUGAACAAAUGAAUUUAUGGGGGAUUAAACAAAAGCUCAAUCUGUACUUAAUUACGACAUUAAUUAGCAGAAUGUAAUUCGUUAGUACUUCG